Oryctolagus cuniculus (rabbit) is the source of this 3866-nucleotide messenger RNA. The record is from RefSeq and is a predicted model, not a curated record. NCBI's taxonomy places the organism in Eukaryota, Metazoa, Chordata, Mammalia, Lagomorpha, Leporidae.
GGAAGGGAAGGCGGUGUCAGACGAGGGGGCCGAGGCGGAGGCGCGCCGGGGCCUGGGCAGGUGGCGAGGUCCUCCCGGGGGGCUGGGGGAUGCCCUUGGUCUGGGGCAGGAUGGGGUCUUAGCUGCGCCGUUGGCACCCUGGAGACGCCCUGUGCAGAACAUGUCCGGAGGCCAGGGAGCUGCCUGUGGCACGAACUGGCGAGGUGGCGCCGAGGCUCAGCGGAUCCGGUCACUGCAGGAGCUGGUGCGGUUUGAGGAUGUAGCUGUGUAUUUCUCGCAGGAGGAGUGGCGGCUCCUGAAUGAGACCCAGAGGAGCCUGUACCAUGAUGUGAUGCUGGAGAACUUCGCACUGGUUAGCUCACUGGGUUCCCUGAGUAGUCUGAAGGAUAAGCAGGUGAGGAACUGCAGAGUCCAUUUGUCCAAGAAGCCCUUUGUGUGUGGAGAGCCUGAGAAGGAUGACCCAGUCCCCUUAGACCUCAUCAAGCACCAGGCCACCCAUACAGAUGGGACGCCACACAGCAGCACCGAGCACGGGCAAGCUCUCCCGCUCAGUUCCGAUCGUGAGCAGCAGCACGUGGUGCACGAUGCACAGAGCCCUUUCAGGUGCAGUGAAUGUGGGAAGGUCUUCCGGAAUACCUUUGCUCUCCUUGAGCACCUGAUAAGUCACUCUGGAGGAAGACCCUUCAGAUGCCCAGCAGGCAGAAGAUCCUUCAGAAAGAAUUCAACUUGUGUUAGUCACAGAAAAAUUCAAAUGGGAGAAACACCCCAUGUGUGCAACGAGUGUGGGAAAGCCUUCAGUUACCCCUCUAAACUGAGGAAGCACCAGAAGGUUCACACGGGCGUAAAACCCUUCCAGUGUAGUGAGUGCGGGAAAACCUUCACCCGCAAAGAUGCACUGACUCUGCACCAGAGGGUCCACACGGGAGAAAGGCCGUAUGCGUGCAGCAAGUGUGGGAGAGCCUUCAGUGUCCUGUCCACCCUCAUCCGGCACCGGAAGGUUCACGUUGGAGACAGGCCCUAUGAGUGCAGGGAAUGUGGGAAGCUUUUCAAAUACAACAACAGCUUCAUUCUGCACCAGAGGGUCCACACGGGAGAAAGGCCUUUUGAGUGCAAGCAGUGUGGUAAAACCUACGUGACCCGCUCUGGCUUGUAUCAGCACUGGAAGCUGCACACUGGGGAGCGGCCCUAUGAGUGCAGCCUGUGUGGAAAAACCUUCACGACCAGGUCCUACCGCAAUCGCCACCAGCAGUUCCACACGGAAGAGAGGUCCUACAAAUGUACAGCAUGUGGGAAAGCCUUCAAACAUAGUUCUACCCUCCUUCAGCACACCAAAGUCCACACUGGAGAAAGGCUUUAGAGCAGGGCAUGUGGGAGAGCCUGUGGCUGACGUCUCCUUCCAGGAGGACAUUGAGAGAGUGCCCUCUGAAAGAAGCUGAACCUUACGCCUUGCUCCCGUGCCUGCCAGGUGUGGGAAGUUUUGGGGAGCUAUGUUGCACUCUCUGGCCUGCCCAAGGUGGUUCCGUCACUGCCAGUUUCUGUGACGGAAGCCGUCCCACCUCCAUCACCUGGCAGUCACCAUGAUGUGUUCAGGGAUGGCAGACCUCAUGCUCCCUUCUUCUAAAUAGGAGAGAAUUGUGACUAGCUGAGCCUAUAGGUGACCUUAUUUUCUCCCCUCAACUGGUCUAGGAGAAAGCAUGACCCAGUCUAAGGUGAGCUGAGCGAGUGUUUGGUGGGGGAAGGGUAGGAGUACUUCUAGGGAAGGUUUGCCAUUAUCACGGAUACACGCAGUAUUUGUCAUGCUGUGGCACAGAACAUGAUUGCUCUGGCAUGUGUAGUGAUAAAGGUUUUAUUGUUUAAGAUACCUUUAAUAUUGGGGGUUCUAAUCCCUUGGUGUUGCGGGAUUGAGAACAGAGUUGGCCUCUGUCACCAGGCUUAGAGGGCCUAGAUUUUGUGUGUUGGAAGGGUGUCUCUGACUUUUUCUUGACCUAGGACAGCAGGGUAGCAAAGACUAGGUGUAGUUAAGGUUGACCUAGUUUGCGCUGGUGUCUGUCCUUGGGAAGGGCCGGUAGGCUGGAUGUCAGGUUGUCCUUCAAGGUCCUGAGAAAGAAGAUCCUGUAGUCCUGGGACAUGGCGUUUGUAAGCCAGCCCCUACCUCUGGUGUCUGUGGGCAGUGUGUUCUUUAUUGUUGUCUAGCUUUUGCUGCCACCCUCUGAAACUCAGUGUGUGGGUCCAGAUUUGAUUUGUUGGACCCUUUGAUUUUAAAGAUUUUGGAAACUAUUUCCCUAAAAGGCAAAUUGUCAGUUCAGCAAAACUUGUAUGUUGGAUGUCACUGUGUCUCUGGUCCCUGAGGAGAACAUUUCCUGGGAGACAUGUCUGGGGUGAAAGCAGGAGAUCCCAGAUGGAGAGGCUUCGGACCAUAGUAAUCAGUUUGUGUAUUGGGAGGCAGCUGCUGCUGCCUCUGCCCAGAGUGAUUCUUGCUCAUUCUAUUGAUGACCACACCCAGACAAGCAGGCUUACAGGCAGGGGAGUUUGGGGCCAGUCUGCUCCAUUUCUCCCCAGCACCAUAAAAAUACAUGCCUACCCCUAGUCUUGCUUUGGUCUUCCUUAGGUGUAAUAAUUAUCUACUGCCAACCUGGGGGUCUGUGUGGGAGCAGAAUUAAAGUCCAACUGAGCCGUGUAGGGUGUAGGGUAGACCCUGGUCAUUACAGCUCAAUCCUUUGUACCAUAUAUGAUUAGCUGUGGUUAGAUAUCAUAAAAUGCCUCCCCUACCCCAGUAUAUGGGUUAUGGGUCCUCUCCACCUCCCAUGAAGCUGCUGCCUUGUGUCCUGCUGGGCUACAUAUAAGCAGCCAACCUUCCCAGGAGAAGGUGGAGGGUAAUGUUUCCCUUGUAGAAGAAAGCUAGAACAAAGCCUGGUGACUGGCCCUUUUACCUGCCUAGGGUGCCAGUUUGGGUGGGGUUAAUUAAUUUUAUCACUUUCAGCUCAGACUUCUUCAAUUAGGGAUUCAAAACUGGAAUUUUGAGAGGACACAAAUGAAAACAAUUCCCUUGAUGUGGAAGAUUUUCAGCUCUAAAGCCAAACUCUAUAAUCAUCAUUACCUAUCAUAAUAAAUUAGCCAUAAUCAUUAAUGACCAGGGUUGGUGGGAAAAGUGGAAAAAAGCCUGAGAAAGACUUUGCUAGUAACUGGAAAAGGAAGUAUAUUCAUUAGUUGCUCAUGCAUCUACUUGUUUGUUCAUCAAGUGCUGAUCAGGCACAUGCCUCAGGCCUGGUCAUCAUAGUAUUCAAGCUGAAGCUGUAAUGAUGGGGCCGUGGGUGUUCAUGUGACCUGAGCUAUGCUAAUGAGAGUCAAAGGACUUGCUGGAGUUAUGAAGAAAGCUGCCAUCUUGGCCCCAGGAGUUCAUGUACCAGAUUUGGGAGUUGUAUCUUCAGCAACUGUCUUUCCUCUUCAAAGACAGAUCAGCCUGCAAAACAAACCAAAACAGACAGGUGAGUGACAGCAAGGCAUUCCUUAGGUUGGACAUUGGGCACAGCAGUUAAGACACUACUUGAGAUGUCUGCAUUUUGUAUCAAAGUAUCUGGUUCCAGUCCUUUCUUCUCUGCUUCCAGUUCUAGCUUCCUGGCAAUGCGAGUUCUUUCUCUUCUGCUUCCAAUUCCAGCUUCCUGCUAAUGUGCACCCUGGGAGGUGGCAGAUAAUGCUUCAAGUGUGUGGGUCCCUGCCACUCACACAGGAAACCUGGAUUGAGUUCCAGGCUCCUGGCUUCAGUGUGGCCCAGCCCCAGUUGUGCGGGCAUUUGUGAAGUGAACAAAAUAAUGUAAGUCUGUGUCUCUGCCUCUGUCUUUCAAAUAAAGUGAAAAUAAAAUUUUAAA